GAAUGCUCGCGCAAUCGUUCGCCCCCACGCGGGAUGUUGUUCCCAUUCGCCUCCUUCCCGUCUUCGUCAUCAUCUUCGCCCUCUUUCCCGUCGUCGCUCUCGACUUCACCCCCCCCCGGCGUCGCCAUCCGUCCAGCCAAACCUGUGAUUCUCGAAAAUGCCCUCCGGCCUCGGCUCGCUGCCCCUGUUCAAGAUCUGGACGGCCCUGACCCUCCUGCCGAUCGUACUGCUGCUUGUGUUCUUCUGGCACGGCGACGCUCGCCAACCGGUUUCUCCCCUUCCCGCCGACCAUCUGGAGCGGGCGCUGAGACUGCUUGACCGUGUCCCUGUGGCUGAUGGCCACAACGACUUUCCAAUGAGAGUACGCAUCGCCCGCAACGGCAGCGUCAACAACUGGGACAUGACCCACAUCCCAGAGUUCAACACAGACAUCCAUCGCUUGAAGCAAGGAAAGCUCACGGUCCAGUUCUGGAGCGCCUACGUUUCUUGUCCGGCCCGCUGCUCCGAUGCCUCUCACUCUGUCCUGCAGACCCUGGAGCAAAUCGAUCUGAUCAAGCGCAUUGCGACAGAGAACAGCAAUACCUUCGAGAUUGCCUAUGGAUCGGCCGAUAUCAAGCGGAUCUUUGCUGCAAAGCGCAUCUCGUCGCUCAUUGGUCUUGAAGGCGGCCAUUCGAUCGACAGCUCGCUGGAUAUCCUGCGCGAUGUGUAUGCGCUCGGUGCCCGAUACAUGACGCUCACUCACACCUGCAACACUCCAUGGGCCGACUCCUGUGCUGUGGCUCCAGUCCACGGAGGGCUGAACGAGUUUGGAAGGAUUGUGGUACUGGAGAUGAACAGACUCGGUAUGCUCGUUGACAUCAGCCAUGUCUCGAAGGACACCAUGCUUCAGGUGGCCGCCAUCACCAAGGCGCCCCUCUUCUUCUCCCACAGCAGCGCCUACGCAGUGAACCCGCAUCCUCGCAACGUGCCCGACGAGGUCCUUCGACUGCUUCCUGAACUUGAUGGCAUUGUGAUGGUCAACUCGUACCCUACCUUUGUGACCGGCUCUCGAGUUGCGUCACUCAGCGACAUUGUGGACCACAUCGAGUACAUUGCCAAGGUUGCAGGCCCCCAGUACGUUGGGAUCGGAGCUGAUUUCGACGGCAUCGACGUGGUGUCUACCGGGUUUGAGGAUGUCUCCAAGUACCCACACCUGGCCGCCGAGCUGCUGCGACGCGACUUUACCGAGGACCAAGUCGCGGGCAUCAUGGGCGGCAACUUGAUCCGUGUCCUUGAAAAGACCGAGCAUGUUGCGCAGGAGCAGCAACGACAGGGCAUCAAGCCCUUCGAGCAGCUGAUCGGCGACAGAUCCCGCUGCUGAAGUGCUGGAACUGGAGGGAUGAAGGACCCUGGUGCCCUGCAUCGGCAAUACAACACUCGGCUCCCAUCGCACACUG
Molecule: messenger RNA, 1436 nt
Organism: Polychytrium aggregatum
Lineage: Eukaryota; Fungi; Chytridiomycota; Chytridiomycetes; Polychytriales
Product: renal dipeptidase family
Exons: 12
Coding region: 158-1360 (400 amino acids)
Biological process (GO): proteolysis
Molecular function (GO): metallodipeptidase activity
Source: RefSeq, a predicted model, not a curated record